Messenger RNA from Octopus sinensis (East Asian common octopus), 2404 nucleotides. RefSeq names its product geranylgeranyl transferase type-2 subunit alpha. The coding region runs from base 421 to 2145 and encodes 574 amino acids. Gene Ontology annotation, cellular component: Rab-protein geranylgeranyltransferase complex; cytoplasm. Gene Ontology annotation, biological process: protein geranylgeranylation. The transcript is spliced from 13 exons. Gene Ontology annotation, molecular function: protein binding; Rab geranylgeranyltransferase activity. NCBI's taxonomy places the organism in Eukaryota, Metazoa, Mollusca, Cephalopoda, Octopoda, Octopodidae. The record is from RefSeq and is a predicted model, not a curated record.
AGACGAAACUGUUUUGGUCUUCUAUCAUAAUUUCAUUCUCAUGUAGGAUGUUUUAUAGGAAUAUUAAUAUCAAUUCUAAUACUUGAUUAGUACUUUAUUUUAUCGCCCCCGAAAAGAUGAAAGGCUAAGCUAAUCUCGGCAGGAUUUGAACACGGAACUAGAAUUAAAAGCAGGUUCGAUCGGUGUCCGAUCGGUGUUUGAUCUUUAGAUGCUGGUUAGAUUCUGAAGAGGGGACCCUUUAUUUAUUAUUAUUUCACAGCGAGACUUUGCAAAUGGGAUUUAAUGUAUCUGUUAUACAAAUAUAUAAAUAUAUAUAUUAAAUGCUAAAUAUACGUAAUGUAAAGAACUCUUCUGUGUGGGACGAAUAGAUUACAACAGCAGCUGUUUUUUUUUUGCCAGAGCAGAGGAAAAGGCUUCGUUAUGCAUGGUCGUGUGAAGGUAAGAACAACAGCUGAACAGGCUGAAGUGAAAAGGAAGGAGAGAGAGAAGAAGCUACAGUUAUACAGUGCUGCAUUGGAGAAGAUAUUUGAUAAGCGAAACAAUUCCGUCUUUGAUGAAAAGGGAUUGAGUCUCUGUGCUGAAGUUCUCCUAGUCAACCCAGAUUUCUACACUCUCUGGAACUUCCGCAAAGAAAUCCUCGUAGCUUUCAAGGAGACACGAUCUACCAAGGAUCUCCAGCGUUUGUUUGAGGAAGAACUAUCCUUCAUCGAGUCCUGUCUUAGAGUUAAUCCAAAAUCUUAUGGUUCCUGGGAUCAUCGCAUCUUUGUCCAACAGAACAUUCCACACCCAAACUGGACGAGGGAACUUGCUUUGUGUAACAAAUUCUUGGAGUACGACGAGAGAAACUUUCACUGCUGGGAUUAUCGACGUUUCGUUGUGAAGAAUUCCAACAGUGUAACCUUGCAAGAUGAGUUUGAUUUCACUACUACUAAAAUCUGCAACAAUUUUUCCAACUAUUCUUCUUGGCACUACCGGAGCAAACUCCUGCCUCUUCUCCUCCCAGACCCUAGUCAGCCAGCUGGCACCAAAGAAGAGGCCAUUCUUGAAGAAUUUGAAAUUGUCCAGAAUGCCAUGUUCACUGACCCUGAUGACCAAAGUGCCUGGUUUUACCACAGAUGGUUACUGGGAAGAGGAAGGGUUGAACCUGACUUCCUCCAGGUCAUUGCCUCCCGAGCCACGAAGACCCUCACCAUCAGUGUCACCAAACCAAUCCAUCCCCUGGAAAGUUGUGAGAAGGUGGAAGUGUCCAUCAAUGACACCCCUGUUACUGCUUCCUCUUCAAAGUGGCACAACCCAUUCCACAACGACUACUAUUCCCCAGUAUGGAUUCUUCCUCUACCUAAAGAGUUCUUGUCGGAAACUUCCCUGGACAUCACGGUUAAACUUUACGCUGAAUCGACGACCCUAGCAAGCUGUACCCUUUCGCUGAAAGAAUCAACGGACCGUAUCUGCUAUCGUUCUAAUAACCUGACACCAGACACAAUUUUCAACUCAGAACUUAGUGCUGCCAAGACUGCCAUUUUAGCAAAAGAGUUGGAAGCCAUUCAGGAACUUCUGCAACUGGAGACUGAGAACAAAUGGGCCAUGUUGACUGUUGUGCAGUUGAUGCAAGCAUUGAAUUCACAGCGCUAUAGUGCAGACAUAAAUAACUAUCUAAACACACUGAGCCAGAUUGACCCCAAACGAGACAAUUACUACAAGGACUACAAAAGUAAAGUGACGAUAGAAAAUCAGAUCAAAUCCAUGGAUGGUAGUCAAGCCAAACUUGUACUCAAGGGUCUUGACCUUUCUACAGUGUACCAUCUGGAGCAUCUGGUAUCAGUGCAAGUGUUGGACCUGUCUUCUAACAAUAUUUCACGUCUGCACACAUUUGCCUAUCUGCAGAGUGUGGAAUCUCUAGAUCUGGACCACAACAAGAUCAACAGCAUUGAGGGCCUUGGACUUCUCCCUAAUCUCACGCACCUCUCGUUACGCCAUAACUGCCUGUUGAAAGUUGAUGAUCUUCGACCACUCCAGUCCUGUGCGGCUCUGAAAGAACUCAAUCUGGAAGGGAACGCUCUCACAGAAGAUGACACAGACUACCGGAAUUCUGUACAACAGCUUCUGCCACAGCUGACACACGUUGACAGCAACCCAAUAAACUAAGACACCUGACAGACAAGAAGCAGCAGCAGCAAGAAUGGCAUUAUUGCUGUCUUCAGAAGGGAAGAAAAUCGUUGGAUAAUGUAACCCGAAAUUUAUGACUGACGUAUAAAAGAAGAAUGGUCGUUGUUGGUGGAGAAUUGUAUGUGCAAGCUGACCUAUCCUGGAGUUAAAUAGCAUCGGAAUUACAGUAUUAUUUACUUACAUUGGCAACAAGGUCACAAGAUCUCGGAAUAAAAUUCUGUAUAUUGUUGUGAUUUUA